GAUACAUUGAAAGCUUUGAUAAAAGAAAAAUAUAGAUCAGGAAUAGGUUAAGCUCAAGGAACUAUAAUGAUCACCCUUGAGUCAAGGUUACUCAGUCCAAUAAUAUUCGCUUUUACUACGGCAGAAGUUAUUUCUUGAUCCCGCUUGUGAUUCGAAGUGUUAACGAUGGAUUUUCAAAACGCCGCGGUUCAGAAUAAAAAUUCUACAAUUGGAAAGGAUAUCACACCAAUAUCGAAACCUCUUACAACAAGCUACCUCAAGACAGAGUUCAGUAUUGAACCUACUAACGAAACAAUAUUUGACAGAUUCAAACGAUGUGUAAAGUCAUCACCAGACAAAGAGGCAUUGGUUAUUGCUGAUGUAGACCCUGCAAAACGCCAAGCAGUGACCUUCAAGGACUGUGACGAUCUGUCUGAUAACCUUGCCGCACGUUUGAUCAAAGAAGGCGUAGGCAUCAAAGAUGCAGUUGCCGUAUUGAUUCCUAAUUGUACGGAGUUUAUUGUGAGCUGGAUGGCAUUGCUGAAGUGUCACGUUUACCCCGCAUUUGUGUCGUUCAACAUGACAAACGGCGAUGAUUUGAAAUACGUCUUAAAUGAACUAAAGGCUGUCGGUAUAAUCCUUCACACGGGGGUAGCGGAUGAAUACUAUGGAAUCAUCAAAAGCGUAUUUGGCAAAUUUCUGAACUCCAAACAUGACCCAGAUAUCCCAAAUCUAAAGUUUCUGAUCGCCUUAGGGAGUCGACCUUUCGAUGGAGCGAUACCAUACGACGACAUGAUCCGUAGAACAACUGAACUAGGACGUGAAGCGUUGCAAAAACGAGUCGCCACAGUUACUGCUGAUAGCCCUUGUGUGAUUUUACAAACAUCAGGAUCAUCAGGUCGUCCCAAACUCGUCGUACAUCGCCAUUUCAGUAGCAACGGUUUCCUUUUUGUAGCAGCUCGAUAUCACUUGUCAAAAAAUGAUCGCUAUUUUUGUGAUCGGCCAUUGACGUGGGCUGGAGGUUUCACUGGAAUAAUCGUUGCUUGUAUUGUCGGAACGACUGCCGUUACCAUAGAUACAACGAUAUCGGUCGCUAAAAGAGAUGUCAACUCGAUCUUAAAAAUAAUUUCUCGGGAAAAGUGCACCAAGGGUCUAAUGAUGCCCUAUAUGUUGUAUGAUAUGCUCGAACUACCAUCAGUUGAAAAGUACAAUCUGGAAGCAUUUACGAAAUUCUUGACCGCAGGGCAGCGCAUACCGAGGGUUUUGGUUGAAAAGAUCUUCAAGAAUUUGCCCAAAGCCAGUAUGGUUGUUGCGUAUGGAUCAACCGAAAUGUGGUGGGUUUCCAGCCAAUUUCAUGAUGCUACUCCAGAUAUAGUAGAGGACCAAAUGGAAACUAUUGGCUAUCCUUUUCCUGGUUUCGAAGUUAAGAUAACUGAUGAGAACGACCAGGUGGUACCCAUAGGAACCCCGGGUAACAUUAAAACGAAAAGCCAACAAAUGUUUAUUGGUUAUUUCAACGACGAAAAGAAAACAAAUGAAAAAAUAAAAGAUGGGUGGUUUAAUAUGGAGGACUUUGGGUAUAUCACCGAAAAGGGAUAUCUUGUCUUCACAAGUAAAAAGUGUGACAUGAUAAAACGUGGAACCGUCCUCAUAGCUCCCGGGAGCAUAGAAAACGUUAUUCUGGAUCAUCCAGUCGUCAGCAAGGUCAUUGUUGUGGGGGUCCCUGAUCCUAGACUUUAUGAGGAGUUAUGCGCAUGUGUCGUACUUCACCCUGGUGAAUCUAGAACAGAAAGGGAUAUAAUUGACUAUUGUAACGAAAGAUUCACUGAACAAACUCUUGAUGGACUGUCACUAACGCCAAAGUUUGUCAUCAUAAUGGAUGACUUUCCGAAAUUGCCGAAUGGCAAACCGGAUAAAAUUAGCCUUAAGAUGAUGGCGGCAGAAAAGUGUGGUAUUUAGUUUCCUAAGCACAAAGUUGCUUGGCGAUAAACUUUAGAUGAAUUUCUGUUUUCCUUAUUUCACAAGAUCUGGUAACGAAUUGGAAGGGAGAGAAAGUAUUAAUUGUUGGAAACAAUAAUGACGCCAGAAAAAUAAAAAAUAUAUUCAAGCCAGCUUUUUAUAGUGAGUGAAGUAGAAAACCCAAACUCUUAGAAAAAGUAAAAUGCCAAGCGUAUCUUUUAUAUUCAAUAUGUAAUCCAUGCCACAAAGGAAAAGUUGAGCGUGUUUCAAGGCGAUCGCAUAUAAGCAUUUGACUCGGACGCUAUUACCUAUAAAAUGUCCAAAUAUAUCUAUAAAGGCAACAUCGUAAAUGUCUAUAAUGGCAAAUAUAUCGUGUUGUUUCGUUAAUUUGCAAUUGAUGCAAGUGAAGUAAAUUGUCUAGUUAGCUCAUUUUUAUAUAGGUGUUCAUCCAGAUUCAAGGCACUUACUCUUUUUUACUGCAGACCCUUUUAUGGUAAUCAGAGUGGUUUAAGUCGACCGUAUUGGGACAGAGAGCAGUCCAAUGAUGGUAACGAUACAAGUUUGAAGAGUGAAAUUGUAUAUAAAGCAAUUAUGAUGUUGCCUCAAAAACC
This is a messenger RNA of Owenia fusiformis, 2549 nucleotides long. The record is from the annotation of a GenBank genome assembly. Lineage: Eukaryota; Metazoa; Annelida; Polychaeta; Sabellida; Oweniidae.